UUUUGUAAUUAUUAAAUAAUAAGAUAUAUAAUAUGGCUAAGUAUAUAAAGAAGGUAAAGUAUAAGAGAGCAUUAAGGGGAAGAAGAAGAAGAAGAGGAAGAAAAGGGACCGAGAGAGGAUCUAUUCUCAGCUCAGCUCAGCGAGGUAGGCAGCCAUGGCGUCCAAGCGGAUCUUGAAAGAGCUCAAGGAUCUUCAAAAGGAUCCUCCUACCUCUUGCAGCGCUGGCCCGGUUGCCGAAGACAUGUUUCAUUGGCAGGCAACAAUUAUGGGUCCUCCAGACAGCCCAUAUGCAGGAGGAGUUUUUCUUGUCACUAUUCAUUUUCCUCCAGACUAUCCAUUUAAACCACCUAAGGUUGCAUUCAGAACAAAGGUCUUUCACCCCAAUAUCAACAGCAAUGGUAGCAUCUGUCUUGAUAUACUGAAGGAGCAGUGGAGCCCUGCCCUAACCAUAUCCAAGGUGUUGCUUUCCAUAUGCUCAUUGCUGACCGAUCCCAACCCCGACGACCCGUUGGUGCCCGAGAUCGCCCAUAUGUACAAAACUGAUAGGAAUAAGUAUGAGACAACUGCAAGAAGCUGGACUCAGAAGUAUGCUAUGGGUUAGUAGUAUGUUGCUAAGGCUGUGUCUUGAGGGGUGGGAGUGUCUUUUUCCACAUCACUAUUAUUCUUCUGAUUAACAUUGUAUGAAAGAAAUUAUUGGCCAGCACCAGCAGCAGCAGCAGCCAAUCCUUUUGAGUAAGAUGUGUGAAAAAAACAUGGUCUGUUCUUCUCAUAACUGGACCUUGAGGGAAAUAGAUUCUGAAUUCUGCCCUUCUUAGAACACAACUGCAUUAAUCGAUUUGUAUUAUGCUAAAUUAUAUUUAAUUUUGAAUUACUUGUUUAUCA
Messenger RNA from Humulus lupulus (European hop), 882 nucleotides. Its product is annotated as ubiquitin-conjugating enzyme E2 10. Gene Ontology annotation, cellular component: nucleus. The transcript is spliced from 5 exons. Gene Ontology annotation, molecular function: ubiquitin conjugating enzyme activity. NCBI's taxonomy places the organism in Eukaryota, Viridiplantae, Streptophyta, Magnoliopsida, Rosales, Cannabaceae. Gene Ontology annotation, biological process: protein polyubiquitination. The record is from RefSeq and is a predicted model, not a curated record. The coding region runs from base 155 to 601 and encodes 148 amino acids.